This is a messenger RNA of Argentina anserina (silverweed cinquefoil), 1398 nucleotides long. RefSeq names its product COBRA-like protein 4. Gene Ontology annotation, cellular component: plasma membrane. Gene Ontology annotation, biological process: cellulose microfibril organization; plant-type cell wall cellulose biosynthetic process. The transcript has 6 exons. The record is from RefSeq and is a predicted model, not a curated record. The coding region runs from base 78 to 1376 and encodes 432 amino acids. Lineage: Eukaryota; Viridiplantae; Streptophyta; Magnoliopsida; Rosales; Rosaceae.
CAGCUUAGCAAGUUCGCAUGAGCAUACCAUCAUAGUUCAAUAAUCGACGAAUUAACAGUCAGUCUUUGGGCCUAGAUAUGAGGUUUUUUGUAUCAGCUCUAUUUCUUCUUGUCAUUUUUUCAUAUGCAGCUGCAUAUGAUCCCUUGGAUCCAAAUGGAAACAUAACCAUAAGAUGGGAUAUAAUGUCUUGGACAGCAGAUGGCUAUGUGGCCACUGUAACCAUAAACAACUUCCAAAUGUAUCGGCACAUAAUGAGCCCCGGGUGGACAUUAGGUUGGACAUGGGCUAAAAAAGAAGUGAUAUGGUCUGCGGUGGGGGCGCAAACCACCGAGCAAGGUGACUGCUCUAAGUUCAAAGGAAACAUACCUCAUUGUUGCAAGAAAACCCCCACAGUUGUGGACUUGCUUCCAGGCGUGCCAUACAACCAACAAUAUCAAAACUGUUGCAAAGGUGGAGUAAUAGGUGCUUGGGGCCAAGAUCCUUCAGCUUCUGUCUCGGCUUUCCAGCUGAGUGUUGGAAUGGCUGGUACUUCAAACAAGACUGUAAAACUUCCCAAGAACUUCACUCUGCUAGGACCAGGUCCAGGCUACACUUGUGGCAAGGCUAAAGUUGUGCCUCCCACCAGCUUUUUCUCACCUGAUCGUCGUCGUAAGACUCAAGCUCUCAUGACAUGGAAUGCGACAUGUACUUAUUCACAGCUUCUGGCCAGGAAAAACCCAAGUUGUUGUGUAUCACUCUCGUCCUUCUACAACGAAACAGUUGUUCCUUGCCCAUCUUGUUCUUGUGGUUGCCAUAACAAGGACAGGUGUGUCAAAAGCAACUCCAAAAUGUUGAGCAUGGUGGGAGUUAACACACCAAAGAAAGAUAAUGCCCCUCUAAUGCAGUGCACACACCACAUGUGCCCGGUGAGAGUUCACUGGCAUGUAAAAGUGAACUACAAGGAGUACUGGCGUGUGAAGGUUUCGGUUACAAACUUUAACUAUCGGAUGAACUACACGCUUUGGACUCUGGUUGUUCAGCAUCCUAAUCUCAACAAUGUCACACAAGUUUACAGUUUUGAUUACAAGCCUAUUGUUCCGUAUGAGUCCAUAAAUGAUACUGGUAUGUUCUAUGGAUUGAAAUACUUCAAUGACCAAUUAAUGGAAGCCGGGCCAUUAGGGAACGUUCAGUCGGAGAUUCUUCUUAAGAAGGACACAAACACAUUCACAUUCAAGGAGGGGUGGGCAUUUCCUCGCAAAGUUUACUUCAAUGGUGAUGAGUGCCAGAUGCCUCCACCUGAUGCAUACCCAUUUCUUCCUAAUUCUGCCCCUCAGAAUCUACUUUCUUUCCCUGCGUUGGUUUCCACAUUAAUUUUGUUGUUGGUAGCUAUUUGGUGAUGUGGGUACUUAGAGUUUUUUA